AUGAGCAACAACGGUGGAUACUACGCACCCGAGAAGCCUGGGCAGGCGCACUACAACUCUUUAACGAACGCUUUCCUCCGCGCUGUAGACCAAUCACACCCGCAGUACCAGCAGGGUCCGUACCAGGGCCAACCCCCGCCUGGGCAGCCCAUGAUCUAUGUCCAGCAGCAGCCACCUCCCCCUGGAGCUGCGUUGCUAACAUUCACAACGUUUGGCGUUGUAGCCUUGCUGGAUGCUGCACGGCUGCACUCUGUUGCCCGUGUUCUGUUAGCUAUCAUUCAAAUAUUCACAGGCAACUAUAUCACUUUCUUCAAGCCCUUAGAUCUGUAUGACGGUCUCAGGGAAGUCAAAGUGUCAUCAGUUGAUCGUCGGAUCGCCGUAUUCUCUACUCAAAGUAUGGAUGCUCAACCUCACAUCGAGCUCACCCCUGCCAUUGGAUUCAAAAUCAUCGAACUUCCAAUUCUUCGGGUAUUCGAAUUUGUAUGGUACCAGGAACAUUGUGCAACAGAAGAUAAUUUGUGA
Molecule: messenger RNA, 522 nt
Organism: Cyclocybe aegerita
Lineage: Eukaryota; Fungi; Basidiomycota; Agaricomycetes; Agaricales; Hemipholiotaceae
Source: the annotation of a GenBank genome assembly